UUUAUGAAAAGAGAGCUACUGAGGCGAAGGUUUGUGCCACAGCUUCAGGCCUCGCAGCAUCUGAUGCUCGACUCUUUUCUGCUGCCUGAAUCGUCUGGACUGAAUCAUGCCAGAUAACAUACUGGAGGAAGUCUUCGUCAAACGAUCCCAGCAAAAGAAGAAAACGUCACCUUUGAACUACAAGGAGAGAUGGUUUAUUCUCACCCAGGAAAAGUUAGCGUACUAUGACUACGAUUCUGAAAAAGGGCAGAAGAGAAAAGGUCURAAAGGGUCCGUCGAUCUUGAAAAAGUCAAAUGUGUGGAAACGGUUCUGCCGGAGCCCAACGCCCCACUGGAACGCCAGUAUGCCUUCCAGAUCAUUUACGAUGAAGGGCCGUUGUACAUCUUUGCAAAAAAUGAGGACAUUCGGACUCUGUGGCUGAAAAAUUUAAAAGAAUUGGUGCGCUUCAACAAAGACCUGAUGCAGAAGUAUCACCCUUGCUUCUGGGUGGAUGGGGCGUGGCUCUGCUGCCAGCAGGAAGUUAAACAAGCUAUGGGCUGCAAACCCAUACUGGACCCCAAGAAUGGUAUUACGACAAGUCGAAGAGCAUCCAGGAAACCUCUUCCUCCAACGCCAACAGAGGAAAAGGCUAGUCGGCCUUUACCUCCACAGCCUCCCGAGCCUCCUGCGCCUUCACCAAGCAUGACCGUCAUAGCUAUGUAUGAUUACGUACCUACGACAGCCCAGGACCUGGAGCUGAGAAAGAACGAGGAGUACACCAUCCUGGAGAAGUCUGACCUCAACUGGUGGAAAGCCCGAGACGCAUACGGAAAAGAAGGCUACAUACCAAAUAAUUAUGUCGUGGAGGCGGAAAAGGGCCUUGAAAAACACAAUUGGUACAGCAAAAACAUGAACCGUAGCCAAGCCGAACAGCUGCUGAAGUCUGAGAACAAAGAUGGAGGUUUCAUGGUACGGGACUCGAGCAAAGCUGGGAAAUACACGGUGUCUUUGCUCACUAAGGCCAGUGGGGAAAUAACUGGAAGCUGCAGGCAUUACAACAUCUGCACAACCCCGCAGGGACAGUUUUACCUGGCAGAGAAGCAUCACUUUAACACCAUCCCGGAGCUCAUCAACUAUCACCAGCACAACGCCGCAGGUAUGGUUAGCAGGCUGAAACACAUUGUGUCUAAUCGACCAAGGCCUCCAUCAACAGCAGGGCUUGGCUAUGGUGUGUGGGAGAUCGACCCCCGCGACCUCACGUUCAUCAAGGAGUUGGGUAAUGGCCAGUUUGGGGUGGUGAAGUACGGAAAGUGGCAGGGCCAGCACGAUGUGGCCAUAAAGAUGAUUAAAGAGGGCUCCAUGUCAGAAGAUGAUUUCAUAGAAGAAGCCAAAAUUAUGAUGAAGCUUCGGCAUGAGAACCUGGUACAGCUGUACGGGGUCUGUACCAAACAGAGACCAAUUUAUAUAGUGACUGAGUUCCUUGCAAACGGCUGCCUGCUGUCGUACCUCAAAGAGGGCCUGACGCAGCAUCCCACGCCGGUCCAGCUUCUUGAGAUGUGUAAAGACGUGGCCGAGGGCAUGACUUACCUUGAGGAACACCAGUACAUUCACAGGGACCUGGCUGCCAGGAACUGUUUAGUAGACGCAAAUGGAACCGUCAAAGUGACUGACUUUGGUCUGUCAAGAUACGUUUUAGACGAUGAGUACACAAGUUCAGCAGGCUCAAAGUUCCCAGUUCGCUGGUCACCACCAGAGGUUCUUCUGUACUGCAAAUUCAGUAGCAAGUCAGACAUCUGGGCCUAUGGGGUUUUAAUGUGGGAGGUGUACACUCUGGGUAAACUUCCAUACGAACGUUUCAACAACACGGAAAUAGUGGAUCAGGUGGCCCGGGGCUAUCGUCUCUUCCGCCCCCAGCUGGCUAAUGAAAAGGUCUACAACAUAAUGCAAAGCUGUUGGGCUGAUAAACCGGAUGAGAGGCCCACCUUUCAGGAGUUGGCACUGAAUGUUCAGGAUUUGCUUUAUGAACUCCAAUAGACCUGAGAAAGAAGAGGGACACUCAAACAUUGCACUCUGAUAGGCAGAGAAAAACAUCUGUGCAUGAACCUGAAAUGUUAAAAUGUUAUUAAAACUGCUAACACAAUGAAUGUGGGAAUGGAGGCCUUUACGGGGUUGUUUGUAAUGUGAAUAAAUGUAAUGUGAUCAUACACAUUUGUAAGCCCUUAUAUCGCAGUAACAGAAAUGCAGUCCUAUUUAGCAUAAUCACAAUUUGUAUAUUUCAGAAAGUGGGAGGAUUAAAACGUGACUAUUGUUUUCUGUGUAUGAUAUGCUGUCGAAUUGUGUAAUAUUGAUACUUUGAAAUUGUAAGCUAUUGUGUUGCACAAAUAAAAGCCAAGUAUGUAGGGCUUUGAAAUGUCUAAUAAA
Molecule: messenger RNA, 2401 nt
Organism: Austrofundulus limnaeus
Lineage: Eukaryota; Metazoa; Chordata; Actinopteri; Cyprinodontiformes; Rivulidae
Gene: btk
Product: Bruton agammaglobulinemia tyrosine kinase
Exons: 18
Coding region: 107-2014 (635 amino acids)
Biological process (GO): intracellular signal transduction; protein phosphorylation
Molecular function (GO): ATP binding; protein tyrosine kinase activity; protein binding
Source: RefSeq, a predicted model, not a curated record